Messenger RNA from Crotalus tigris (Tiger rattlesnake), 3037 nucleotides. RefSeq names its product leucine rich repeat containing 74B (gene LRRC74B). The record is from RefSeq and is a predicted model, not a curated record. Lineage: Eukaryota; Metazoa; Chordata; Lepidosauria; Squamata; Viperidae. Bases 613 to 1902 code for a protein of 429 amino acids. The transcript has 11 exons. Gene Ontology annotation, molecular function: protein binding.
CCGGUGAUAAAAGUCCAGAUGGCGAGACGAAGCUCAGCCCUUCGUGCCUUUCUGCCCCCUUUGGCCGGAGGCAGCACCCAGCAAGGUCACCCGGGGCUUCCGCCCCAGGAAAGGCCACACCGCCCGGGCUCUCCGGGGGGCGCCGCGCAGGAUUUUUGUGGCCCCCCUCAGUUUGUCUUGAAGGACGCCUGGCCCACUCGCGCCUGGAAGCGGCGGCGGCUGCAGCAGCAGCGAGGACGGGGCAUCGAGGCCCGGGGAGGUUUCAGCCUCGCGCCCGUUCCUCCUCGGAGCUCGCAAUGUCUGCCCGGGAGACCGCAAAAAAGCAUCCCUUCGAUCCGGGCUGACGAGGCCGCUGCUUGCCCGACUUGCGGCCCAAUGCGGCCGCCAGAAAAAUACCUCAGCUCGGGGCCUAGGCGAGGCGGCAGAAGGCCCGCCAGAUGGGUUGCCAGGCAACGCGAGCGGGCGGUCGUUAGGUGCCGGCUCUCCUCCCUCCUCCAAUGGCCACCCGCGCUUUCCGGAUGCGCCCGCCCCUUCCGCUAGCCGGCCGCCUCCGUCCCCUGCGCGGCGACGCCGUUGCCAUGGCAGCAGGGCCGACCGAGGCCUGCCGCGCCGAUGCCCGGGCUGCCGCUCUCGCCUGUGCCCGAGCAGGAGGCCGACGCGGCGGGGGAGCGGCCCUCCGGCAGCGCGUCCUCCGCGUCCCUCGCUCCCAGCGCCUCCGGCUCGCGGAACUCAGAGACUUUUUCAAGGUCCUCUGAUAUAUCAGAACCCAUCUGCCAGGAGAACAGCGCUUCCUUCUUGGAGAAAGCACUAAGCUAUUCUGAAGAAGAAACUGAGGAAGAAGAAGCAGAAGAAGAUCAAGAGGAAGAGUGGGACACAGACCUUGAAAUAGAAAUCUCUACAAUAUGCUACGAUCCUGCCGGGAGAACGAGAUACCUUGCGAUCUGCCAGGCGUAUGGCGUGGUUCCUAUCUCGUAUUUUUUACGGCAUAUGAAAGAUUCUGAGCUAAUUCUGAUGCAUCGCGGCCUUGGCCCUAAGGCAGCCAAAGCUCUCGCUCUUUCCCUGACCAGCAACACCUCCAUUGUGAAGCUGAACCUGAGUGACAACGGGCUGGAUGGCGACGGAGCAGUGGCGAUGGCAGAGAUGUUAAAGGAGAACUGCUACAUUUCAGAACUUGAUUUGUCAGAGAAUAAAGUCGGAGUGAAAGGGAUAGAAGCUCUGUCCACAGUACUUCAGGAAAAUCCAAUCCUGGUGUCCUUGAAACUGUCAGGAAAUGAAUUAAAUGACAGGGCAGCCAAAUACCUGGCGGACGCCUUAGUGACCAAUCAGAAAGUGGAGCACCUUGAUCUGAGCCAUAACAGGCUCGGAGAGCCAGCAGGAGAAGCCCUCGGGGUGGCCAUGGCGGAAAAUGUGGGCCUGAAGCAACUCAACCUCAGCUGGAACAACUUUCGGGGCCAAGGAGCAGUGGCUGUCGCCAAAGGCUUGGGGGCAAAUAUAUUCCUUCGAGUCCUUGAUCUGUCAUACAAUGGCUUUGGCAACAGUGGUGCAGCUGCUCUGGGGGCAGCCCUGAAAAGCAACAAUGUACUGGAAGAACUCAACAUCAGUAAUAAUCGCAUUGCCUUGGAAGGAGCUCUUGCGCUUGCUUUGGGCCUGAAAGGAAACAAGAAUCUGAGGAGACUCCAGAUGUCUAGGAACCCCAUCCAGAACGAAGGCUGCCUUGGGAUCCUCAAAGCCAUCCGAGCAAAUCCUGGAGCUGCGAUGGAGUUUCUGGAUUUUUCAGCGAUUGUGGUGAAGAAGGACUUUGUCCGAGCCUGUGAGGCUGUCCAGGAACUUCUCCCCAGCCUUCUAAUUCAACACGACGGGACCACGCGCUUGUUCAGAAGAGAAUUUCCAAAGGUUUCCUAAGAGAGAUUCUUGGUGGCCCUGGAAGACCAGCCUUUUCUGCUUUACGUCCUGGAAGGGAGCAUCCUGUGCAACGUCUGACGAUGCUUAAUAGAGACUCAGGCCUUGUGAUCCCCUCCCCACCGCCGUGCUUCUCUUUGUGCUAGCAGCAGCAAGUUGUGUUAAAUGCCACUUUUUUAUGUGCUGAAUUAUUGCUCCUUCCAAGGAUUAAUCCUCCUUCCAAGGAUUUUGGUACCAAAAUCCUAGCAACUUAAGACAAGAUGCAGCAAGAGCUCCUAGCAGUUUUCCCUUUGAGGCAAACUCUCCAGUGAUCUGAUUAGACAGGUGGUCCGUGUGGACCUCAAUUGAGGCUAACAGGAAGCAGGUAAAAAUCUGGGAAGGAAUUUUGGAUGCAUUUCUUCUCUCUCAUUCUGCAGAGUUUGGGAACCGCUCUUCUAUCCAAAAAUCUAUCCUGGUAACUUUUUAGCCAGAUUAUUUUGUGUGCCAUCCUCAAUAUAAACCUUUCCUCUCGCGCCAUCUGCGCUGCUUCCCCUGAACCCGUUUCCAGUUACCAGGAUUGUACAGCAGACUUCCAGGUAGGACACUGUCCCAGAGGAAGUCUCCCCCUCCCUCCCCCCCCAGGCAACCCAGUCCUGUUGGCCAGAGGAGGUGAAGGUGAGUUUCUGCUUGGGGGAGGCCAUCCGUAGCCCCCCCUCCCCACGUUAAGGGAUCUUGACACAGCUGUAGUGAAAUUCAGGGAUGGGGUGGCUGUGGGGGUCCAGGGCCACAGAGAUGCAAGGAUGCAUGUGGUCAGCUCCAAGCCAUAUUGAAGGUUUGGGGGGGGGACAGAGAGAAAGAUGAAGUUGGGGAGUGAUGAAGGGGAGCCCCCCCCACUUCCAAAUUGUCUGAGUCAAGCAAUGGAUCGCUUACACGUAGUUUGCUCAAUAAGGUGCCAUUUGUAGUAAAUAAUGAAUCACACUCCAGCUCUUUAUUUUUUUUUUAUUUUGGAAAACUUCAGUUUUGCCAAUUUUGUCAGAGAAACAUUGCGUCGUUCCCACGUUCAGUGUAUUCUGCCCAGAGUCACUUUGUGCGAGAUGGGCAGCCAUCUAAAUUUACUAAAUAAAUAAAUAAAUAAAUCUAAAUCUAACCACUGCUAAAA